Amoebophrya sp. A25 is the source of this 3063-nucleotide messenger RNA. The record is from the annotation of a GenBank genome assembly. NCBI's taxonomy places the organism in Eukaryota, Dinophyceae, Syndiniales, Amoebophryaceae.
CGAAAAGCGAAAGAUGCGAUGAUCUUCGAAUGGACUCACAGGGACAUGGAUAGGAAAUGCUAUAAGAGCGAGCCUUCUUAUGUUCCGAUCAUAGAGGUGUGGAACAAAUGCGACAUUCUGCGCGACCAAGACAUCGCAGAGGGUAGGCAUAAGAGUGCAGAAACCAAAAGUGGUUCCGCUGUGGAAGAUCCUAAUUCAUCAUCCGCAGCUGGUUCGACCUUGUCGGGAUCAAUUAACACCCCAGGAAGUGUGAAGCAUGCGGUUGCGGCCUCCAUGGGUGGAAACAAGGCUUCGUUGACAGAACAAAACAGUGAUGGGGGAUCGGAGGGAUCUGGGAAGCACACGAAAUUUUUCAGUACGAAGAAGAUCGACGAGUUUGCGUUCUCGACACCCGUGUAUGGCGCCGACGUUAACGGUAUCCAUUUUGGUAGCAAGGACAAGCUUGCAGUGGCCAGUGUGGUGAACGCAGAGACGCGUCCAGCGACUAUGAACCCGAAGAAAGUUUUCGAACAGUACCGAAAUCCAUUUGUAGGCACAGGCAGUAAGAAACUGAGGGAUGCGAUUUUAGAGCGAAAGCAGAAACUUCGGGAAGCACGGAAUGCCCAGGACUCAAGUGUCGCGGCUUCUGGCGCGGUGCGGAGCAUGACCGGACGCGACUAUGCUGGCACUGAAAGUAGUAACGCUCUUACUAAUGAGCACGAGGAAGAAGCAGAAGCCAACAUUAAGGCUGAAAAAAUCACCGAGGAUGCUACCAGUACGACUACGGUUCCAAGCCGCGACGAGCUUCAGAAGAUGGGAGAAGCGCUUCUGGCGGGAUCGAAUGAUACUCGUACGCAAGAAACCGGUUCAGGAUGCUGGCGCAUGAUGUCAAAGGAUUUAUCCUAUACAGGAACAGUGAAGGCUCAUUAUGAGGACCGGCGUGAGAAGUCGAGCGAAGCCGCACGCUCUGACGAUGUAGAAGUAGGGACUACUCAGGAGCACGUUCUAGGCGCUGCGGGAAGCGAGGAGCAGGGCGACACUGACGGGUGUUCAACAGCAGCUGAGAAAUCCUCUGCUAAAGCGUGCGGUAGCAGUAGGUCCGAUUUGGGGUAUGGCACGAGAGUCUCUUUAUGCCAAGACGACGCGCACUUGAACACGCCUUCAUCUGGCUCUAGAAAUCGCGGUCCGACGAAUAAAAAGAGGCACAUUUCGCGGUUUGCACAGUCAUCGCUCUAUUGCGAUUCCUUGGAGCCGUUGCUUGAGCAGGCAUCUCGGCUCCAGAUCUCACAUCGUAUGCCAAUAUUGACCUCCGCCAGGACCGGAGAAGGCGUAGAGGAGUUACGGGAUGUGCUCGAGUGCGUGUUUAAGUGGAAGCGUAGGUCGGAGUUUUUCAAUGCGAAACGUGAAGAGUACCCCUUGAGCGCUGUGCAGGCAGACGCGGAACAUCUGCAGGUAGUGAAUUAUCGUCCACCAGCGAGCACUUUCAGUGAGGCAGAACAUUUUGGGCCGGCUGUUGCUAGUAGCGCAACAGAAGGGAACAUGAAUGAGUUAAUGCUCGAUGAAAUUGAUUUCCAGGGGUCAUUUGCUUCUGUUUCCUUCUUAGGAUUCUGAAGAAAUGAAGGCAGGAAGUGAAUUGUUUUGAGCUCUAAGUGAGGAGGAAGAAAAUGACGACCCAUUGGCGGAGAAGGCAGCGACUUGUUUUGGGAGUAGAGCGGGUAUUCGCACUAACACACCCGACAGGUCUUUUUUCCCGUCUGCAGAUCCCGGACGGGAUGGUGGAGGAUGUCAUGCACGGGAUACAGUUUCGGUAAGGAAGAAGCUCCGUGGUCACGGAAUAGAUUUCAUACCGAAAAGGACUGCGUGGUCUGCGGAUGCUGAUGGAGGUUUUUCUACCAAAGAACCUCCAAAAGCAAGUUUAAUCCCGGAUAAAAGACCAGUUCCUCCCAGAAAAGCCGGCUUCACAGGCACCGUAAAACAGACAAAUUUUUCCGAUUUCGUGCGCUCUACGGAGCAAAGCUCGCAACAAUAUGGUCAGAGCAAUUCGCCAUGCGUAGUAGAAAAAGUGAAUGAAGAAGCGACAGCCGUUAGGGUUCCGUGCGACAUCGAGAGCAAGAGACAACUUUCCGCACCUGAGGGGGACUUGAUGCAAGCUUCGAGCUCAUCUUCGCUUGGAGAUUCUUGUUUCCAAUCUUCUUCUUCCAUUGGCUUUUCUAAUGACGGCGCAAAACAGGGCGAUUCAGCAUUGAAUGCUCUGCACAGUGUCUUUGCCGCGAAUGAGACACGGAAACAGAAGAAAACAGCAGAUGCGGAUACUGCGGGCACGAUAUAUUCUGCGUCUUCAACGACUGGCAUCAAUGUCAACCGGACUGAUUACCGAAAUGACACUGUACGAACUGCAUCUUCAGUCCACCAACCGAGUCAAACCCAGCUGGUCACCGUAGGACCAAGGGAGCCUGGAUUUGUCUUCGUGCGUAAUCAUGGGGUGUUGCGGAAGGUGCUAGACGAUGGCAGCGUAGAAGUCUGGCUGGAUCCAAUGGAUUACAACAAGUUGGAGAAAAUUCGCGAAGAAAGAGCACUCGAAUUAGCAUGGGCUAGGAGGCAAGACAAGCGCGUGUCGCGGCGACUAACGGCUUAGAGGCUCUGACGGCUAACGGCGAACGGCUUCAUCAAAAAUAUAGAGACUCUUCGUAAAUUCAUUACAUUUAAUAACUGGAUUACCAUUGCGUCAACAAAAAGAAAUCCUAAAGUUGGAAGGGAAAACAAGAAAGUAGAUAGAAUGUAAAAAUGCAAGGGAAACAACGAGGCAACAUGGGGAAAAGAAUUGCUAAAAGAUCAUCGUGCGUAUCGCAAGUGGUGGAGAAAUCAUCAUGGAUACCUAAAUCUGUCCUGGAGAAAUCGUCAUGGGUAUCGACAAUGCUGGAGGAAUUUUUGUGGAUAUCAAACACACAAUAGAUGAUCACUCGAAGAGAAGGAAAGUGUGCAAUUGCGGUGGACCGCUCUCAACGUGCAGCUACAAAGAAAAGUAGCAUGCCUUCUGAAGGAACAGAAGCAACAAGAAAAAAGCAAUACAGAUUUCACCUGAGG